Messenger RNA from Gregarina niphandrodes, 1389 nucleotides. Its product is annotated as putative viral A-type inclusion protein. Lineage: Eukaryota; Apicomplexa; Conoidasida; Eugregarinorida; Gregarinidae. The record is from RefSeq and is a predicted model, not a curated record. The transcript is spliced from 2 exons. The coding region runs from base 1 to 1389 and encodes 462 amino acids.
AUGUCGCAAAGACAGCGCGAUACCAUUGUACUGGCAGUACGAAUUUUCCAAGCGUUGAAGACGACUGAAUUUUCGGUUUUGAUGGAACAAGUCUUGCGUAACACACACCAAGCGUCGGACCAGCAGGGGGGGGCCGGAGACACGGGGACCUUUGUGGCGACCGACGUGGACCUGUUGCUGGUACUGGAAUUGAUGGCGAUGCAAGCCGUUGCCUCACUGGAGUAUGCACACACGAUGGAGAAGGAAAAGAAGAACGCCGUGCUGGAACGUGACUCGCUCGAAAGGGAUAUAAACGAAACACUGCAGUCCUACCAAAGUCUGAUACACGAGAUCAUGAGCAACCAAGUAGACAUGGAAACCCUCAACAGACACGUGAGCCAAACUCUCAGCCGUAGCGUACGGACAAGUGCUGGCAGCAUCGACUUGGGCUCCCUCUCCAAACACGAUCCGCCGCGACAUGACCCGUCGCGACAGGUGAAUACUGCAGACUACAAACAGCUCCAAAGCCAACUAAAGGAAAGCCAGGCGAAGAGUGAAGCCUACUUGAAGGAAAUGGAGGGACACAGAAUAAAGCUUAACGAGCUGCAGAGAAGACUUAAUGAGAAAGACCAACAACUGCAGGAGCUGCUCCUCAACACUAGUCACCACCCAGCACAGGAACCCGUGAUGAACACCCAAAAGGUGGCGCAGCACCUGAAUGACCUGAAUACAGUAACAAUCAAAGACACUGACAAUUUUCAUGAUUAUGACCGCAUGUUGAAUGAAAGAGCCAAGGAAGUUGAUAUGUUGCGAGGCCGAGUGGAAUCUUUGACGCGGAAGUGCGAAGAGCUGACGGCAGACCGCGAUUUCAUCAACAAGAAAAUGACGGCGCUUCAAGCUAAGCAGCGCACAGAAGGUACUUCGCCUUCGCGACAGCUCGAGACGAUGACUACCAUUCGGAACAAGGAGCUCGAGAUGUAUAAGGCCAAUGUGGACGAGUUGCAGACCAAGCUCGACCGCACCAACCGGGAGAUGGAAACCAUUAUUGGGCGGGAGAGUAAACUCCGCAAGGAGUGUCAACGUCUCAAAACCGAACUAGAUGAAAGAACCUUCACCAAAAUGAAUCAGACUGCGUUCAAACACGGCCACGAACAAACUGUACUUGACAUGGACACUGCCGGCGGUACAGCCUUGCUCAUGCAAACUACAACCCAAACCGCGCCAGUCGACAAAUGCCUCCGGGAGAAAGACGAGACCAUACGAACUCUCCAAGCCGAAGCAGACAAAACCAAAACUCAGAACAUGAUCUUGACUACGCAAAACAAUGAACUGAAAAUCGAAAAUAAAAGACUCAAUGACGAGGUACAGUCUCUCCAGGAGAAAUUGCGCAAGGCUCUCAGUAGCAAGUAG